AUGACACUGAAAGAAUUAAACAGUGGCUCUGGUCUGCGCAUCUUGAUCGUUGGUGCGGGGAUCGGCGGUCUUACUGCAGCGAUUGCCUUAAGGCAACAAGGUCACCAUGUAGAGAUAUUUGAACGUUCACGCUUCGCCAAUGAAAUCGGCGCUGCUAUCCACUUGUCCCCAAAUGCAAAUGGCGUCCUGCGACGUCUGGGGAUUGAUGCUACCAAAUUUGGGGCUGUGGAGACUGAGGUGUUGCGCGAAUACACUCCAUCCGGGGAGCCGGUUCACAUAACAGCUGUGAAGGAACAUGCGGACAUGUGGAGACAUCGAUGGCUGCUCGUGCACCGUGCCCAUUUCCACGAAGGACUGAAAGCCACAGCUACAGGUGCCGGCAAAGGCAAGCCUGCUAUACUCCACACCGCAAGCAAGAUCGUCGACGUCGACGCAGACAAAGCAACAGUGACUCUUGAGAAUGGCGAGGUCGUCGAGGGAGACGUUUUGAUCGGUGCGGAUGGAGUCCACUCUAUGACUCGAACCAAGCUGUCAGACAAGAAGCCAUACAGCUCGGGCAAGAAUGCCUUCCGCUUCCUUAUCAGCCGUCAACAAGCAUUGGAUGAUCCAGAGACCAACAGUAUCGCACGCGACAAUGGUUCUGUCGACAUGUGGGACUCAUCUGAUCGCCGCGUGGUUAUCUACCCAUGUGCGAACAAUGAAUUGCUCAACUUCGUCUGCAUCCACCCCGAAGAAUUAACGACCAUUGAGACCGAGGGGGACUCUUACAACCAGCAGAUUGGCAAGGAUACUUUGCUCAGUGUGUUCAAGGACUUUAACCCGCAAGUCCGCAAGCUCUUGGAGAAGGCGGACCCACAGACUCUCAAGCUGUGGCCUCUCCUGGACAUGGACACUCUGCCGUCGUGGGUGGAGGGUCGUCUGGCCGUUCUAGGUGAUGCCGUUCAUCCUUUCUUGCCCUACCGUGCAUCUGGUGGUGCGAUGGCGAUUGAAGAUGCUGUUUCACUAUCUGUGAUGCUAUCUGGUGACGUUACUACCAGAGACGUUCCCGAGCGACUGAAAGUAUACCAAAAGGCACGCCACGAGCGCGCAACAACCAUUCAGCAAAUGACUCGCGAUUCAGUCACACUGAUCUCCGCCGAACGAACCAGGGAAAUGGUCAGCUAUAUUUAUGGCCACGACGAAUUCGACCACUCCGCCCAGGUCCUCCGAAAGCACCUCUGGUCUCAAAACCCGCACAUGUACUGGCGUCAGCCCGUCGUAUUUGGCCCAAUGCCCGGCCCCCGACAAGAUCACAUGGGACGAGACCGCGCACUCAAAUCCCUAGAGUCAACCUUCCAGACUGCCUCUAUCAAGUUCAAGACCAGCCGCACGCUGCUUCAAAACUUGUUCCCCUCCGACCGAUACAGUUUCAUCUCCCCAUCAUCCGUCGCGCGGGCUUCUUUCUCACAGACCACCCUCAACGGAAUGGACUGGCUGGGUGGCGGUGGAUACCGCCACAUCGGACUGUACAUUCACGGGGUGCAGUACACAAAGGAGAACGGCGAGGUGCUCAAGGGUACUUACAUGCCCAUUCUCUUCGAGAGUCUGGCGGACCCGAUCGUUUCGGGACGCGAAGAACUCGGCAUGCCGAAAUUGUAUACAGCGGUCGACAUCCACGAGCGUAACAAGUCCUUCCGACUACAGACAAGCUGGCAAGGAGCCGUGUGGGGACACUUUGAGUUCGAGGAUCUGGAAGACCAAGAUCCCGCAGCGGACAAAGGGACCAUUGGCGGCGAGGACGACGACGGCAUCCUUGUAUACCGAUACAUGCCCAAGGUUGGCAAAAGCACCAAAGGCGAGGCUGAGGCGGAGUACCCCAUUUUUGUGCCCCAUGCGCAAGAAUCCAAGGUUGUCCCGUCGAAAGUGACGCGUCUGCGGCGAACCAAGAAUGCCAAGGUGGAGAUUAGCGGGUUAGAUUGGGACGCGCUCCCCACGCUUCAUCAUGUGGUGUCGCGGCUGGCGGAGAUUCCUAUUGAUGAGGUGAUUGAUGCGAAGAUCACCGAGGGAAGAGGGGUUCCUGACGUUUCAAGUGCUCAGCGGAUUGAGUGA
Messenger RNA from Penicillium longicatenatum, 2088 nucleotides. RefSeq names its product putative salicylate hydroxylase. The coding region runs from base 1 to 2088 and encodes 695 amino acids. The record is from RefSeq and is a predicted model, not a curated record. NCBI's taxonomy places the organism in Eukaryota, Fungi, Ascomycota, Eurotiomycetes, Eurotiales, Aspergillaceae. Gene Ontology annotation, molecular function: monooxygenase activity; FAD binding; lyase activity. The transcript is spliced from 5 exons.